Messenger RNA from Pyricularia grisea, 4007 nucleotides. RefSeq lists its product as uncharacterized. The record is from RefSeq and is a predicted model, not a curated record. The transcript is spliced from 6 exons. Gene Ontology annotation, molecular function: hydrolase activity. The coding region runs from base 294 to 2960 and encodes 888 amino acids. NCBI's taxonomy places the organism in Eukaryota, Fungi, Ascomycota, Sordariomycetes, Magnaporthales, Pyriculariaceae.
UUUGAUUCGCGCCGAAACUGGUCAAACAUAGCGCACGAGCCAAAAAAAAGUCCCCUACCCGACCGGCUAAUUAACCUUUCCCACCGUGUCUCCUAGGGAGCAAUGGACCGCAUGGAUUGGCGCUCUUGCUUUCGUCCCAAAUCACCCAGUUGACUCAAUUGAACACCACAGCAUUGUCGGGAAUAUUUUGAAAGAAUAAUUAUGGCUUGUGCUAUGUAGAGCUGGUCGGGAGCUUCCCGCCACAUGCAUUCACCCGACGGCCAGCAAAUCACGUCAAACAUCUAAACAUAAACAUGAACACAGCGACCGUUUCAUUGGCCGUCACCCCGACGGUGGUGUCGACUUUCGUGACCCAUUUCUUAAAUCGCAAACCUUUACGUCAACGUCCGACUGCGCAUCUUCCAUAUGAUGAGGGUCUGCAUCUCAUCAAAGCCUUUCUCGAGUUUGCGUCUAAACACACUGUCGAAGAACUCCAGGCCUUCACAGCCCAGUGGGUUCCACAUCCCCAAUGGGUGAAAGUCGAGGAGAUCAACAUCCCAGAGCCUCAGUCGCUCCGGGCAGCCUCCCUUCUCGAGGAACAACUCGGGCCCGAGGGUAUCCGCGCAGUGGGCGGCACCAAGUGGUGGCAAUGGCGUAAGCCAAAGAGUCCCCUCCGGGCCGAAUGGGUUGAGAUGCGUUCCGACUACCGUCGAAGGAAGGAGGACGCACAACCCUGCAAGCGGAUCAUGCUGUACAUACACGGAGGUGCCUACUUCUUUGGCAGCGUCGAUGAGCAUCGAUACCAGAUCCAAAGACACGCCCGAAAGCUCAAGGCACGCGUCAUUGCCCCUCGUUAUCGUUUGGCGCCCCAGUUCCCCUUCCCAUGUGGGCUCCAGGACUGCUUGGCUACCUAUUUAUACCUGCUAGAGGCUGGCCAUGCGCCCAACACGAUUAUACUUGCGGGUGAUUCCGCAGGAGGUGGCAUGGUCCUCUCUGUUCUGGUAACUCUGAGAGACCGCGGGAUCGCACUACCAGCAGGGGCGGUGCUUAUAAGCCCAUGGGUGGACCUAACGCACUCGUUUCCCAGUGUUGCCAUUCCUUCGGAUAUGGACUACAUUCCGCAGUAUGGAUUCCACCACAAGCCUUCGGAGUCCUGGCCACCACCAACUACAGAGGAGGUCAGGAAGAUGAAAGCCACCAGGGCUGAUAACAAUGGGGAAUCGGAGAAAGGUGGGGUUGAUCCUUCAGCAAAGGCGCGGCGUUAUUUGUUCAGGACUGACGAUGCUACUCACAUAGGCGGAACCAACUUAGCGGACACUUCGGCAGCAGAGGACAACGAGAUUCAUCUUUCGGUGACCAUCAAUGGCAAAUCAGUGCAAAUUGAGGAGCAAAUUCAAAUGUAUACAACAAACGAUCUGCUCAAACACCCUCUAGUUAGCCCGGUAAUGCAGCCUACCCUUGGUGGCCUUCCUCCACUAUUCAUUAUGACUGGUGGCGGCGAAGUACUUCGUGAUGAGCAGAUUUAUCUCGCUCACAAGUGUGCAAAUCCGAGCAAAUACAUGCCCCCUGAAGCCCUUCUCACCGACGCCGACAGGGCUUUGAUAGAACACUACAAGCCCACCGACGUUCAGCUACAGGUCUGGGAUGACAUGUGUCAUGUUGCUCCAACCCUCAGCUUCACCCGGCCAGCCAAGUUCAUGUAUCGAUCUAUUGCCCAGUUUGGUGCUUGGGCUCUUGCGCGCGCACAACGAACGGAAAUAGACAUUCUUGCCGACGAUACCGUAUCGGUUGUUUCUUCGUCCUCCGAAUCUGGUGGCGAAAAUGGACGUAGUGGUAAUGGAAACGCGCAUGGUACAACGUCUUCUCAAAAUAAAGAUACUCCAGGCAGCGUUGGAAAAGCUGGCGACCCUUUGCCGCACUUCCAAGACCAUAUGAUCCGACAGAGGGUUGAUAGACAUGGACACGUCUACCCACUGGCCCCAGCUUCGGAGCUCCCGGGAUGCUGCAUGGAUCGUGAUCUGAUCGGAACAGCCAAGGAAGGACCGGUUAGCAAGUGGCUCGAGGCCAACAACAAGUUUUCCAAAAAGUACAGCAACACGGCCAAGAAAGUCCAAAAGAAUCGCAUGAAGCAGGCUGAGGCCGGGUUUGAAAGCUUUGGCACCGGAGAGCAUCCACCCCCGAGUGCCCUGGCCGGGCGGAGGAGGAUUGGCGCCGACCUUUCGGAAAAGAAAAAGACACGCAGCAUGGGAUUGUCACUGUGGUCUCUCUGGGGAUCCAAACAUGACGAGCUCACGGUCAACAGAGAAGAGAAAGCGGAUUCACCCGAAACAAAGGCUCCAGCGCCGGGAGAGGGCACGGGUGCCCGUAAGUUCUCAGAACUCCAGCAGCAAGAGGGGCCAUCCUCGCCCCAGUCACACAGCCAGCAGAAAAGCAUGGCUGUCAAGGAAGAUAAUCAGGCCGGAGGUGGUCAAGAGGCCGCCGAGGCCGAAGCCACACCAGUCGCCAAUUUGAUCGCUCAAAGACGGGAGAAGGAGGCCGAAGCGGCCGGUGGGUCUGGCCUGCUUUCCGUGCCAGAUGCUGUGACGGGUGCCACCGGAAAACGUCCCACCGUGGAUGGGAUCUCAGUCCCAUUCUCGCUAAAUAAGGAGGCAGACACGGCGAGCAUGAUGACCUUGACAUCAGUAAUGGAUACCGGCGCCGCGAAUGGGCAAACAGACCUGCCGAUGAGCCCAACGACGACAUCGUCGAUCAAGGAUCUCACUAAUGCACAGAGAAGCCGACCAACAACCUCGGAGAAUGUAGGAACAGCAGUUGGGGAUGGCCCUUCACGCAACGCCAAGGAUCAAGUGGCUCCAGCCGAGGACAACACACUUGCAUCGCCGGGCUUCUAUGAAACGCCAAUGUCUUCGCCUAAUCUGGAAGGACGCCCACAACUGGAGAAGUUCAUCACCGCUGAUGAAGGUCUGCCUAGGCAUCACUGACACAACUAAACCUAUUCUCUUUUGUCUUUACAUCAGCUUGCUAUCAUAUUUGUAAUGCUAACUGUCUUCGACACAGUCUGUAAUUUUUUCUUUGUUUGAUUUUCCACCCAUGCCAAAAACAACAGGCUUGCUCAACACAUUCAUUGGAAAUUGGUGGUUGGAAAACAGAACGCAUCCUCUUGUGUAAUAGUCCCAAGGGACCUGUCCUUUGAUUUGUACAGUUGUCUAAAUUAGACCAAUACUUGCUAGUAUAAUAAUACAAGUUUCGUUCAACAGUGUCGGUCUCUGCUCUAUGUUUGUUGUACAUUUUUGCAACCAAAGCAUUGGCUGCUUUUUUUUCAUCCAAUGGUAACUUGCCCGCACCUUCAAUGCCAGCGCUUGAGAAACAAUUUGCCGAUAUUGAGUAGCAAAGGUUGUUACUUGUAUUCGUUCGGUUCAAUAAUCCCCGAAAGUCCCCAAACUUCAACAGCUUUCUUUCUUUCUGAACAGCACGACCCCCCGACCCGUCGUCUUCAUAUCCUGCCAUCCGCUCGUACUCAGUCAAAGCCGUUCUCGGCCUUCCACCUGCUCAGGUAAAGCUCAGGGCUCUUGGGGCCCGCCAGUCCUUGUCCCUGGUAAGAGCCGAAACCGAAGGUGGGACUCAUCUUCUUGGUGACGAAGGGGGAAAGCUGGAGUCGUCCAGGUUCUUUGGCACGACGUACGUCCUGACCUUGUCAAACUCGACAAUAUAGCCUCCGUACUUUGUGUGCCGACCCAUCGAUCCAGUACCCGUUCCCUUGUAGAAGCCCUUGUUGGCGUCCUUGGUCGUCAACCGGAACUUGCGGAAGACACCCUUCAUGAGAAGGCGUUGUGUUGGCUGCAUUUUUUUUUUACUGUCUGUUGAUGUCGAGGGAUGGGCUCGUGUGAUUCGUAGCGGUCGCAAUAGCCUCGCCUAAUGAGCUGGCUCCCUGCCUGCCUGCCUGCCUGAAUGUAUUCGCUAUCGUACGUCGGGUGGUAAGUUGUUUCGUAUCGGUUUUUUUUUUUUUGGGGUUUUUUUGCGGCGGUAGG